Pleuronectes platessa (European plaice) is the source of this 7930-nucleotide messenger RNA. RefSeq names its product mediator of DNA damage checkpoint 1 (gene mdc1). The coding region runs from base 385 to 6975 and encodes 2196 amino acids. Gene Ontology annotation, molecular function: protein binding. The transcript has 12 exons. The record is from RefSeq and is a predicted model, not a curated record. Gene Ontology annotation, cellular component: nucleus. Gene Ontology annotation, biological process: positive regulation of transcription initiation by RNA polymerase II. NCBI's taxonomy places the organism in Eukaryota, Metazoa, Chordata, Actinopteri, Pleuronectiformes, Pleuronectidae.
CACAGAACAGGGCUUUAUUCAGUAGAUGAUAACAUGAAAUACAUUCACGUUUCAAAUGAACACAUGAGCUAAUCGGAAACUAUUCUGCCCGGCAGCCCAGUGGAGAACUGACAAGCUGCUUGUUUUAGUCUCGUCAACUUCCUCUUGAGUUUUGUGGUCGUUUAUAAAGAUGGCAAUAUUAUUGAAAAUAGAAAGAAAGACUAUUUUCGUCUCAGUGGUUACUAACAUGAAAUGAUACAAAGAGUCGUUUAAAGAUGGCGUUUACGUGUGAAGUACCCAAACUAGCGAUAAUGGUAUUUUCCGUUGUUUUGUUUUUAUCCUGACCGGAAGUCAGAUAGCUGUGAACUGAUGUGAUUCGGGAUCCUGUCUGACCCCGUGUGAAGAAUGGAGGCUACACAGGUGAUCUUUGACUCAUUCCUGGAGUCAGAUGAGUCAGAAAAUGAAGAGGAGGAUGAAAAUAAGAGGGGUCCGCCAUUGGCGAAACUGUGCAUCUUAAAGAAUGAGCUCGUCCCUGAGACAGAUUUGCCCCUGUUUUUGGGAAAUAAUGUGCUGGGCCGUGACCUCAGCGCCUGCACCCUGCACUUGCCAGUGCCCUCGAUAUCUAAGCAGCAUGCCACCAUCAGCCUCUCUGUCUACAGCAGAAGAGGUCGUCACAGUGAAGGGGAUGUAGAGGCUCUGGUGUGGGACCUUGGGAGCAUGAAUGGGACUCGGAAAGGCCGCUUAAAGCUGACGCCUAACGUACGCUACGCCCUCAGUGAUGGUGACAGUUUGCUGGUGGCAGACAUCCCAUGUCAGUAUGUCAGCUGCACUGUAGACGCAAACUCUUCACAAGUGGGCAUGAGGACUCCUGUGAGCAGAAAUAUAGGGGUAAAGGCUGGGUCACCGGAUGUCACUGAAAAAGAGGGAGGUGACAAAAGCACAGACAGCAAGAAAUGUGAAAACAGAGACACAAUGGCGAGGGUGUCAUCAACCAAGACUCCCGUCAGGGCCGGUGGCCUCUUCUUAGAGCAAACUCCAACCCAGCCAGAGGGGACCCUGGUCCCAGAAUCUGACGCGGACUCAGAUGGAGAAAGAGAGGGAGGAGGCAGAGGGCGUAUGGCAUUAGUGUCUGAUUCUGACUCCCAUAAAUCUAGUCCAGCUUGUUCUACAUUCUUGAGUCCCACAAACAAGAUCGUCCCUGAAAGUGAGGAUGAAAGUCCCAUCACACCAUCCUCCUCCUCUAAAAAUAGGCCGUACAGAAAUGUCAGAUUCAGCAACGAAGAGACAGAAGAAGAUGUGGCUGGACAGCGGCUGGAGGAAAAGAAGACACUUGCGAUUAUGGAUGACAGUGAAGAAGAGGAAGGAAGAGAGAAAGAAACAGUCACACCAGAGGAAACCAAGUCUAAGGAAAGUGGACAGCAUGUACCAGUGACACAGGAAAGAAAUGUCAGUUUUAUGGGAGAUGAUGAAUCGCCUGUGUCUACAUCAGCAGUCACCAAAGAUGUGAUCCUUGUACUUAACAUGGACAGUGACACUGACGUGGAGGGAGAGGAGGAGGAGGAGGAGGAGGAGGUGUCAUCUGCAGGUCCUGUGACCUUGAACAUAAACCAAGUCAGUCAGCCACCAAUCACUGCCCACUUUCACAUGGACAGUGAUACAGAUGAGGAGGAAGAUGCCUUGGACAAAGAUCUUAAAGCUGGGACUUCCUCUGAUGACAGUACCAAGCUUUCUCAUGUUAAUUCAGCUAUUCAGCCGGAGGGAAUUACUAUGGACAGUGACACUGAUGUGGAUGACGAUGCUGCUGUGUCAGACGCUGCCACAAAAACAAAGCCCAUGUCAGUUCAGAGUGCGUCCACAGCUGACACUGCUCCUUCAAUGCAGCCGAAAGAUUUCCACCUCGACAGUGACACAGAUAUUGAAGAUGAAGACGAAAGGGAAUGUGGAACAAAUGAAUCGAGCUCUAAAAUAGAUGAAAUUUCCAUUAAAUUGGAAACAAAGCCAGCUGGGCCUGAAUCUGCCGCUGCUGCUCCUCAUGGCCUACAUUUCGAAAGUGACACGGAUGAUGAAGAGAUCCCUGCCCCGACCCUCAGUGAACCCCCGGUGGUGUCUGCUGGAGCCACAGACUCACGCACCGCUGCAGACCGAGGGGUUGCUAUUCUGUCUGACAGUGACACAGACAUGGAAGACGAUUCUCCUCAGGUUAUGUCUGUAGCUGUCACAACCUUGUCGGCCUCUCCUGGUACCAAGCCAGCCGCCCUGGAGUCAGAUUCGGAUGCAGACACAGAUGUGGAGGGGUCAGGCCCGGGCGGAUCCAAACCAACUGACCUCGGAUUGGACAGUGAUACAGAUGUGGAGGAUAAGGAGGCAGACAUCGACGAGGCAGGUGAUGACCAGAUCCCUAACUUAUGCAGAGAAAACACACCUGGGCUGAUGGUUCCUCUUCUGCAGAACUGCUCUACUCCUGUACAACUACCAGAAGGAGAAGUCGAAAAAAUGGAUACUCAGGCUUUCGUGAGUCCCUCUUCAGUUCCAUUUCGGGGUGCUGUAGCUGCUGCUGUAAGACCUGUAGCAUUGUCCUCUUGCUCAGACAGCCAGGAGGACGAGGACUAUUUUGUUGCUGAGACGCAGUCCUUCAUUCUUCAGACCCGAGACUUCCAUAGCAGCCCUCCAGAGGAUCAUGCCAUGGAACCCACCCAAGCUUUUUGCCCUGAAACUUCUGGUGAUGAAACUGAUCAACCGUCCAGCAGAGAAAGAUCUUUUCAACUGGGAUUGUCUGGCAGCAUCCACCGGCAGUGUACGGCCCAAUCUCUAGCCAUGGAGAACACUCAGGCGUUUGUGGAAAGAGGUGUGAAUAUGGAAGAUACCCAAGCAUAUGCAACUACUUCAACUGCAGACAGAACCUCUGCCGACAAUGAUGCAAAUCUGGAGGCUACACAGGAAUAUGAAGAGGACGAGGAGCCUGCCAGAUAUCCUGAAAAAGAAGGGCGGACAGUUUUGGUUCUAGAAGAAACACAGGCAUAUAUUACAAAGCCAGACAGUGAUUCAGAGAGUGAGACGGAUGAAGAUGAGAGAACAAAUAUUACUGCUACUGCUGAGACUCAGCCUUUUGGCUUUACUACUCCAUGUACUCCUACCAUGGCUGAAACCCAACCAUUAUCUGCCUUCGAGGAGGAGGAGAGUGUGGCAGAAGAGAGCGAGGAACGUGGGGGGACACUUCAACCUAAGCAAAGAAUGUCUGGUGAGGUUUUAUCAAUAGCUCAAACUCAGCCUAUUAAUACAUGUAGCAAUGGGGAAAGUGAUGAUGAAGAAGAGGAGCAGACACAGCCUCUCACUGGUUCAGAUUUAUCAGUUGCUGAAACCCAGCCAAUGCACAUUGUUUGUGCAGAAACUCAGCCCAUGGUUACAAGUGAUGAUGAGGACUUGAUGCCAGGCCCACGAAAAAGAAAAGCAAAGCAGCUGUCUGAAGAAUCACUGACACAAACGCUCACAAACUCUGAGGUCUCUGCAGCUGAAACUCAGCCACUAGAUCCAGUUGAAGGUGGGGAAAGUGAUGAGGAUGACUCGAUUCCAGUUUUCAAAAGACGACGAGCAAAACCACUUCAACUUUCGGAGACGCAGUCCCUCUCUGGCCCUGAAGCCUUUGCUGCUGAAACUCAGCCCAUGGCUACAAGUGAUGAUGAGGACUUGAUGCCACGCCCACGAAAAAGAAGAGCAAAGCAGCUGUCUGAAGAAUCACAGACACAAACGCUCACAAACUCUGAGGUCUCUACUGUUGAAACUCAGCCAGUAGAUCUAGUUGAAGGUGGGGAAAGUGAUGAGGAAGACUCGAUUCCAGUUUUUAAAAGACGACGAGCAAAACCAAUUCCACUUGAGGAGACGCAAUCCCUCUCUGGCACAGAAGCCUUUGCUGCUGAAACUCAGCCCAUGGGUGCACGUGAGGGCGAGCAAAGUGACAAAGACGACUCAGUUCCUGGCCCACGAAAAAGAAAAGCAAAGCAACUGCGACUUGAAGAAGUGGAGACACAGCCUCUUAGUGUUGGAACUCAGCCAAUGGAAACAGGUGAAGACAAGGAGAGUAAUGAUGAAGACUCGAUUCCAGGUCCAGGAAAAAGAAAGGCAAAGGCUCUGCAACUUGAAGAGGAGGAGACGCAACCGCUCACGAGUUCUGAGGUCGCUGCUGUUGAAAGUCAAGUGACACAAUCUGAAGUUGGAACCAGUGGAAUCAGUGUUAGGGACAAACGAUGGACAAGGGCAACAAUAAGAGAGGGGGAAGAACAGACAGAGUGUUCAGAAUCUCCAAAGAGACAAACGAGAGGGAAGAGUAAAGCUAUCAAAGGAAGGAGGGGUAGAUCUGGGCCUGUUGAGGAUGUAAGUGAGGUAGAGGAGGAGUUAGAGCAGGGUAGGAGAACAAGGGGGAGAGCAUUUACAAGGCAACAGAAAGGCCAUGAAGAAGAUGGAGGAAAGUCUGAAUUUGAAAGAAAUAAACCUGCGGAGAAUAGCAACAGAAUAAAGAAAAAAAUAAACGCAUUGGGAGAGGAGAGAGGUGUUGCAGACCUAAGAGAUAAAGAGAGACAAAAGAGGGAGAUUGAGGAACUAGAGAGGCGUAGAAUGGAAGAACAAGAAAAUAAGGAAGAACAAGAAAGAUUGCAUGCUGAAAACAUGGAGAGGAUACGACUUGAACAGGAAACAGCAGAGAAAGGGAGAAAGGAACAAGAAGAAAUGGAAAGAGUGGAGAAAGAGAGUAAGGAACAAGAAGAAAAGGAAAGAGUGGAGAAAGAAAAAAAGAAACGAGAAGAAAGAGAAACAGCUGAUCGAAUACAAAAAGAAAAAGAAGAAUUGGAGAAGAAAAAAAGAAACAAUGACGAAAAAGAGAGAUUGGCGCGUGAAAAGGCAGAAUGUGAAGAGAGGGAGAAAUUGGAAAGGGAAAGAAAGGAGCAGGAAGAGAAAGAGAGAUUGGAAAAAGAAAAGAGGGAAUUAGAAGAGAGACUUGAGACGGAGAGCAGGGAAGAGGAACACCAAGCAAGGCUGCAGAGGGAAGAAAGAGAAAGACUGGAGAAAGAAAAAGAGACCAAAGAAAAGCCAAUAAAAGAACAACAAGAAAACAAAUCCAAAGUGUCAAUAGGAGGUCGAAGAGCAACGAAAAUAUCUACAGUUGCCGUAUGUUCAACAGAGCAGGACUCGGCUGUAUUGGCCGAAGAUGAUGUCCCAGCGAGGAGAACCAGAUCUCGCUCCAACUCCUCCAACUCGAUCAGCUCCGAGCGUUCUGUGUCAAGCGUCAACACCCAGCAGGGCCAUGGGAGAGGUCGAGGCAGAGGAGCAAGAAGGACCAGUGAGCCACCUAAGACGGCCGUCGUGAGAAGAGGCAACAGGAGGAGGACUGUGGCUGCAGAGACAACAGAGCAGGACAAUAAUGAUGGUGUCCUUUCCAGGUCUAACUCCUCCAAUUCUCUCAACUCUGAUAUUUCAAGCUACAGUGUGAGCUCACAAAGCCGAGGAAGAGGAGGCAGACAACGGGGAAGAUCAAGGAUAACCGAAGCUGAGCCAGACUCUAUCCCUCCUAUCAAUAGUCAGAGUGAUCGGAAUUCUGCUACCAAACCUGCAGCCAGAGGUAGGAAGGGCAGGAAAACGGAGCCAUCCUCUAGUGCGGUUCCUCAGGAAGAUGAUGCAGAGAACGCAGAUUCACAGCAGGCUCCUACCACAAGGGGACAGCGCAGAGCCACGACAAACAUCUCUGAAUCCACUGCUGCAGACGAGGAGAAGCAGUCCAAUCAGGACGAAGGUCACGGCAGUGAGGAAUCAUGUCCUCCUAAGAGGAAUGUCUUGGGCAGAGCCCAAAAAUCAGGAGCUUCUGCAGCCGGUAAUGGAGUUGAGGGUAAAGACAAAAGACAAGGCAGGAAGAGAGAGCUGGAGCCAAAUAUAGAGGAGGAAUCUCACAGUAGCACCAGCAUUUCUAUAGUGAAAGUCCAAGCAGUAGAGACAACACAGGAAGGAGGAAAAGAUGAAAGUAAAGAUGAGAAUCCUGUCCAAGCCAAGAGGAGAGGUAGAGCAUCUAAUGCUCAAGUCAAGAAGGACACAAAUGCAUCUCCUGUUGAAGUGGAGUUGAAAAUAGAGAAGGAGAAUGUCGAGAAGAAGGGCAGAAGUCGGCCAUCAGCGGUCCAGAAAAAAAGGGAAGAGGAGCAGGAAGAGAGUGGAACAUCUGCCAAUUCCACGACACGGGAGGCCAAAGUGCAGACUCCAGAGCCACAGACUCCAACCAGCAGAGUAUCCCGGAAGCGACAGGCUUUUUCGCAAUCCUCUCCUGUGGCAAAGACUCCUCGCUCCUCCUCCUCGUCUUCCCCUGCAGCCAGAGGUCGACUACAAGCUGCGAGUCCGGCCUACAAAGUGCUGUUCACAGGCGUGACGGAUGAAGCCUGGGAGAGAGGGCUGGCUCGUCUGGGAGGCAGCAUGGCUAAAGGUGUGGCAGACAUGGACUGCCUGGUGACCGAUCAAGUGCGCAGGACUAUCAAGUUCCUUUGUGCUGUGGCCAAAGGAAUCCCAAUUGUCACCACAUGCUGGUUGGAAAAGAGCGGCAAAGCUGGGAGCUUCCUGUCACCUCAUGCUUUUGUUGUGAAGGAUCCGGAGCAGGAGAAGAAGUUCGGUUUCUGCCUGCAGACGUCUCUGACGAUUGCCCGCAGUCAUCUUCUAUUACAGGGAUAUGAGAUCCAUGUUACGAAAUCAGUGAAGCCGGAGCCAGCUCAAAUGAAAGACAUAAUCUCCUGCAGUGGAGCAACAUUUCUACCCAAGAUGCCGUCUUCUCCCAAGCCCCGGACUGUCGUGAUUUCCUGCGAGGAGGACUGGUCACUGUGCGGCCCGGCCGUCUCUUCAUCCCUCCCAGUCGUCACUGCAGAGUUCAUUCUCUCAGGAAUCCUUCAGCAGAAAGUCGACUUACAAACACACACACUCCCUGCUCCUGUCACUAAUGCAGGAGGCAGAAGAAGGGGCAGGAACAAGACAUAGCAUGGAUACAGUCAUUCACCUUCACAGUGUAUGUACGGUAAAUCUGCAUAAGUGUUUUUGAUCUUAUAAUCUCCAGAUACCCCUUCAAACCAGAGACCUACAGAAGCACUAGUGACUCAGCUGUUUGUCUCUAUUAAAGACUCAUUUGUCAAAAGGUGAUUGUACAUUAAUGUAAAGACAUUUUGUACAUAUAUUGUCAGCAAUGGAAGCCUGCGUGUCAUUUUGCCAUUUAUGUUAAAAAACUAAUUUUAUAGGUACAACAACUGAGUGAUGUGAGAAGCUUUGCAGGAUGUUAAAUUAGGGUCCUGGAGGCUCCCCUCCUCCUCCUAUGUGUUCCAUCCCUCCUUUUAUACAUCAACAACCAACAGAGCACGAAUUAACACUGCUAAAUUGCUGCUACUCAGUAUGCUAAGUGCUUAAACUUAAUCAGCACUUUUGGCAGGUGACCAACCAUGAUGCAGGGAGUUGUAUAAAUUAUGUUGGGAUGGUGGAGCGCUGGAACCGAUGGGAUGUGUUUAGAAAUCCAUCAGCUACAGCUGUUAAAUGACGUGGGGGGAAAAAAAUCCUGUUUCCUUUCCUGAUAAGAAGAAGUGCAUAUAGUGCCUUUUAUACCGAGGAAGUCAAGAACCUAACAGUGUAUUUGUUGUUUCUAUGCCUCCAUUAACCACCACCACCUACUCCAUUAAGGCCUCGUCCAAUCCUAUUACCUCCACAGAUGAGCGGAGUGUAUGCACCCGAAUGCUGAUGCUGCCUCUACAUCAAUAUCUUAUGAUGUUUGUCCUUGCCAUGCAUUCACCAACUGUCUCUUUACUUUUUAGCAUGCAGCUUUGAAGGUUUGUUGUAAUUGUAUGGUAAAUGUCAUUGGUGUUUUAAAAAGAGACCCUUUAGCUCUAACAAAUCAUGAAAUCAGUCUGUACUGUCAAUGAAAACAUUAAACAUUUCCUAUUGCCUUUAA